This is a messenger RNA of Halichondria panicea, 1690 nucleotides long. RefSeq lists its product as uncharacterized. The record is from RefSeq and is a predicted model, not a curated record. Bases 63 to 1529 code for a protein of 488 amino acids. The transcript has a single exon. NCBI's taxonomy places the organism in Eukaryota, Metazoa, Porifera, Demospongiae, Suberitida, Halichondriidae.
AUACCGUAGAGGUUACUGUAUAUUGUGUAUACUUAAGUUAUAAUCUUGCCACAUGUAGCUACAUGCAGUACAACACAAAGAUGGACUCGAAUGUGAAGUUCAGUAAGAUAAUCUCUCAAAUAGCAUUUGUGCUACUGAGAUUCUCAUUGUUUGGUGGUCUGUUUUUUGCUGUGUGGACUCUCAAGUCUGAAAAUGCAAUCUUACAGGACCAAAUCACUAAAUUGCAAGAUAUUGUUCAAGCUAAUCCAAACCCCUACUCGAGUGAUGAAGCCACGGUGAUGGGCACACUAAAGCGACUAACACGACAAUCAAGCUCCUCUCAAAGUGCUACAGAUCUACUUUCUGAUGCUCUGACAGAACUAAUUGAAAAGAAACUGUACACUAUAAUGGAGUGUGCUAGAAAUGAUGAUAAUUUAACUGACUGUUCGCUCAAACCAGGCCCAAAGGGGAAUAAGGGAGACCUGGGUGAUCAGGGUAAAGAAGGUCCUCAGGGAAUUCAUGGAGAGCCUGGCGUUAAAGGACACAUAGGUCACAAUGGCUACCCUGGUUACCCUGGUCACAAAGGGGAAGUAGGUCUAAAGGGUCCUAUCGGCGGUCCCGGCCCAAUAGGGCAGCGAGGGGUUAAAGGAGAUAUGGGUAACAUCGGUGUGAAAGGUGAUACGGGGGUUAAAGGCGAGCGUGGUGAGAAUGGUGUGAAAGGUCAGCUUGGUUACCCAGGAUACAAAGGAGAGCCGGGUGCCAAGGGGGUUAAAGGAGAUCGAGGCUUUGGAGGCAAUAAUGGACAAAAGGGAGAUAAAGGAAUGACAGGUGAGCAAGAUCCAGCGGGACCUAUAUCAUUGUGUGGUGGUCCAGGAUGGAGGAAGGUGGCAUUCAUUGAUAUGACUAAUACAAGCCAAAACUGCCCUCAAGGACUAACACUGACUGGCUACUCAAACUACCGAUCGUGUGGUCGAACCAAUACAAAUUCGUACGCUUGUUCUUCGGUCAUCUUUCAUGUCGGUGGAUAUCAAUAUAGUCGAGUAUGUGGGAGAGCUAGGGCUUAUCAGUGGGGGUACAUGUAUUCCUUUAGGGGGUAUCACUCUGCUUCACAUAGUAUCAGUGCACAGUACGUUGAUGGACUAAGUUUCACUCAUGGGACACCCAGGACGCACAUUUGGACAUUCGCAGCUGGUGCCAAUCAAGGAAACAGUAAUGCAACUGAUAUUGAAAGUACAAAUGAACACUAUCGCUGCCCUUGUAACCCGGGCAACACGUACGGCCCCCCUCCUUUUGUCAGUAACGACUAUUUCUGUGAUAGUGGCGUAAGCUCUCGCUCUGCACGUGGAUAUCACCUCUUUUCUGAUAAUCCUCUCUGGGAUGGUCAGGGGUGUAUCCAUGACAACCCGUGCUGUCAGUUCAAUAACCCACCGUGGUUCAACAAAACACUACCAACCCCCACAACUGAUGAUAUCGAAAUGAGAUUAUGCAUGCAUAAUUCUGCAUAUAGUGCUAACAUUGCUCUUGAACAAAUGGAACUAUACGUCUACUGAUCGAUGAUUUAGAGACACUGAACAAUGAUCUAACAUGCAUACAUAUAUAGCUCUGUUAGCUACUCUUAUUAUUGGACGAUAUAUGUAGUAUAUAUAUACGUAGUAUAUCAAUGCAUGACUGCUGCAGUAUGAAAUGUGUGCUGUAUAUAAUGGUAUAAUUU